Molecule: messenger RNA, 1985 nt
Organism: Dioscorea cayenensis subsp. rotundata (Guinea yam)
Lineage: Eukaryota; Viridiplantae; Streptophyta; Magnoliopsida; Dioscoreales; Dioscoreaceae
Product: DELLA protein DWARF8-like
Exons: 1
Coding region: 128-1867 (579 amino acids)
Biological process (GO): regulation of DNA-templated transcription
Cellular component (GO): nucleus
Molecular function (GO): DNA-binding transcription factor activity; sequence-specific DNA binding
Source: RefSeq, a predicted model, not a curated record
CCCUUCCUUAUUAAGCUCCUCAACCUCAACUCAAACGCGAGUUGAGAUCCCCCCUCUCUCUCUCUCUCUCUCUCUCUCUCUCUCUCUUUCGAGUAUUAUCGGAUUCGGGUUUGGAUUGAGGUGUUGGAUGGGUCCGUACCCGUGUGGAUCGGCGGCAGUGGGGUGGGAAGGAGUGCGAAGCGAGGUACAGUGCACCGCCGCCCCGGAUAUCGAUGGCCUCCUCGCCGGAGCUGGAUACCGUGUUCGAUCCUCCGAUCUCUGCCAGGUAGCGCAGCGGUUGGAGCGUCUGGAGUCUGCGAUGGUCUACAGUAGCGGCGGCGGCCAUGUCGACUAUGAUCACCUUGCAUCCGAUGCCGUGCACUACAACCCCUCGGACCUCGCCUCCUGGGUCGACUCCAUGCUGUCAGAACUCACCCCGGCCGACCCCGGCCCUGUGCGACAAGCGCCAGCCCCCGACGGUUGGGUGGACCAGAUCUAUCCCCAGCCGCAGAGAGCGGUGGCAGCUCGAAUGGAGGAGGAGGAGGACUCGGGGAUCCGACUCGUCCACCUCCUGAUGUCCUCCGCCGAGGCGAUCCAACGUGGCGACGCUGCCCUCUCCGGUAGCCUCAUCGACGAGAUGCGCCUCCUCCUUACUCGCGUCAACACCGGCUUUGGCAUCGGCAAGGUCGCCGGCUACUUCGUAGACGCCCUCACUCGCCGCCUCUAUUCCGUUUCCUCCCCCGCCGCCUCUGGUUCGCCGGCGGAGUACGAGAUACUAUACCACCAUUUCUACGAGGCCAGCCCUUACCUCAAAUUCGCACACUUCACCGCUAAUCAAGCUAUUCUAGAAGCAUUCGACGGUCACGAUCGCGUCCAUGUCAUCGACUUCAGCUUGAUGCACGGUCUCCAAUGGCCGGCCUUAAUCCAAGCCCUCGCCCUACGACCAGGUGGCCCCCCAUCCCUAAGACUCACAGGAAUCGGCCCGCCAUCCCCAGACGGCCGCGACUCGCUCCGCGAGAUCGGUCUUCGACUCGCCGAGCUCGCCCGGUCCGUCCGAGUCCGGUUCGCGUUCCGUGGCGUCGCCGCAAACCGCCUCGACGAUGUACGUCCCUGGAUGCUCCAGGUGGCACCCGGAGAAGCCGUUGCCGUCAACUCAGUGAUGCAGCUCCACCGCUUACUUACCGAUCCGGAUUCACCCGGUCCGGCCCCAAUCGACUCAGUUCUCUCGUGGAUCCAUGGUCUCCGGCCCAAGAUCGUAACCGUGGUCGAGCAAGAAGCCGACCAUAACAAACCCGGUUUUCUCGACCGGUUCACAGAGGCUUUAUUCUACUACUCAACCAUGUUCGACUCGCUCGAAGCGGGCCGUGCCAACGGAUCAGCGGCCCAACAACAGCAAGCCACAGCAGUAGCCGAGGUCUACCUGCAGCGUGAGAUAAGGGAUAUUGUGUGCUGCGAGGGACCAAACCGCGCCGAGCGGCAUGAACUCCUUGUGCGUUGGCGAGCCCGAAUGGGCCAAACGGGUUUCAAGCCCGUUCACCUUGGGUCCAAUGCCUUCAAACAAGCUAGCAUGUUAUUGACUCUCUUCUCCGGCGAGGGCUACUGCGUGGAAGAAGUGGACGGCUGCCUGACUCUUGGCUGGCACAGCCGGCCCCUGAUCGCCGCCUCCGCGUGGCGGGCCGACGAUCUUGAAGACAAUGCCCGGCCCGUUCCGGAUAAUUUCAUCUUCAGUAGCAUUAGUAGCACUAGUAACACAAAUGAUAGCAACAAUAACAAUCAUAAUAAUAAUGAUAUUAUAAACAGCAAUGGUAGUAUGUUGAGGAGGAAUAGCAACAAUAACAGUAGGAGUAGUGAUAGUAGUUCUCAGCAGGAGAGUAUACAUGGGAUGUAGAUUGAAUGUAGUGAAUUUUCAUGCCAAAUUCUGUGUUCUUUGUUUUGGUAUAUGAUGAAUGUAUAUUGGAGUUGUAUAAUUUGCAGGGAUGUAAUUUGAGAACCAUUUAUUGUGAUCA